Nomascus leucogenys (northern white-cheeked gibbon) is the source of this 753-nucleotide messenger RNA. RefSeq names its product glia maturation factor gamma (gene GMFG). Gene Ontology annotation, biological process: negative regulation of Arp2/3 complex-mediated actin nucleation; actin filament debranching. Gene Ontology annotation, molecular function: actin binding; Arp2/3 complex binding. The record is from RefSeq and is a predicted model, not a curated record. Lineage: Eukaryota; Metazoa; Chordata; Mammalia; Primates; Hylobatidae. Gene Ontology annotation, cellular component: actin cortical patch.
GAGCGAUUUCCUGACAGGUCCUGGCAGAUGAGGGGAAGGAAGGAGGGGGAGGAGCCCUCUGUGACAGUUGUCCCAGAAAGGGCAUAAACAGGAUGUGGUGUUGCAUGAAACCUUCCUCCUGCACAGCCCGUCCCCCCGCAGCCCCGGUCCCCACGCCUAGAAGACAACAGAACUGAGAAAAGAAGAGGCCUGUGGACAGAACAACCAUGUCUGACUCCCUGGUGGUGUGCGAGGUAGACCCAGAGCUAACAGAAAAGCUGAGGAAAUUCCGCUUCCGAAAAGAGACAGACAAUGCAGCCAUCAUAAUGAAGGUGGACAAAGACCGGCAAAUGGUGGUGUUGGAGGAAGAAUUUCAGAACAUUUCCCCAGAGGAGCUCAAAAUGGAGUUGCCGGAGAGACAGCCCAGGUUCGUGGUUUACAGCUACAAGUACGUGCAUGACGAUGGCCGAGUGUCCUACCCUUUGUGUUUCAUCUUCUCCAGCCCUGUGGGCUGCAAGCCAGAACAACAGAUGAUGUAUGCAGGGAGUAAAAACAGGCUGGUGCAGACAGCAGAGCUCACAAAGGUGUUUGAAAUCCGCACCACUGAUGACCUCACCGAGGCCUGGCUCCAAGAAAAGUUGUCUUUCUUUCGUUGAUCUCUGGGCUGGGGCCUGAAUUCCUGAUAUCUGAGUCCUCAAGGUGACUGGGGACUUGGAACCCCUAGGACCUGAACAACCAAGACUUUAAAUAAAUUUAAAAAUGCAAAAACUCGGA